This is a messenger RNA of Leptopilina boulardi, 1114 nucleotides long. RefSeq lists its product as uncharacterized. Gene Ontology annotation, biological process: apoptotic process. Lineage: Eukaryota; Metazoa; Arthropoda; Insecta; Hymenoptera; Figitidae. Bases 367 to 1062 code for a protein of 231 amino acids. The record is from RefSeq and is a predicted model, not a curated record. The transcript is spliced from 5 exons. Gene Ontology annotation, cellular component: mitochondrion.
CAGUAUAUGCGUAUAAGAAUACAGUCUAGACCGUGAGUGUAUAUUAACGAAAAAAUAAAUAAAUUUACCGCAAGAUAACUUGUGUUUUUUUCUUUUACUAUAAAACAUUGUGAUUAGAAAUUAAAAGGAAUUUAAAAAAAAUGAUUCUGUAUAAAGAAAAUCUGAUUGCUUAAUAUAGUAUGAAAUUAAAUUAUUAUGAAACACAUGAUGACAACUAUAUAGUCACCUAACCUCCAAAAGUCACAUGGAUGUGUAAUAAAUUUAAAAAUUGUAUAUAUAUAUAUCUAAUCCAUAUACAUAUAAUAAAUAAUGACAUUAAAAUGAUUGUAAACAUUGUUUAAAAUAGAUAAAUAUAAUUUUUAAAAUAUGGCGUGCCGACGAAUAUUAAAUUCAUUUAUUAAAACAAAUCGACCGAUUUGGUUUGCAAUUGGUUCAUCUUUCAUACAAUAUGAUCCGUCUAAAAAACCAAAUUCAGAGGAGAAAAUUAAUUUGGAACCUCCGGAUAAAAAGAAUUUAUCAUUUGAUUAUAUGAUGAAACAAUCAGCAAUUGAAUCUGUAAAUAGUGCUUCUCAAACGUUAACUGUCACUUAUAGUGCAAUAGAAGCAGUAAGUAAAGAAUACAGAAAAUUGCUAGCAAAUAUAAUUUCAUUAUUACAAGAAAGUUUAAUAAGAGAAGUCAACGAUGAACAUUGGGAUGUAAUUGUUCUAAUACGAGGAGAAAUGCAAAAAAAGAAACAAACAAUUAAUCGCCUCGUUGGAUAUGUUGAAUAUGUUCAAAAAAUGGCAGUGGCAACAACGGAAGUUAGUUUUUUGUCGGGAAUGGACAAUUUAUCAGCUACACUUUGUCAAAGGAUAGAUGAUGCAGUAAAUAAUAUACAAAAGGAAAUAGAACAAAAUCAAAUUCUCGAAGAUGAAUAUACAGUAAUUCAACAAAAAUGCAUUCUAAAAACUAAAGAUGAUCCAGAUGAAAUUCAAAUAGUGGAUCUAUCGAAAAGAAAAGAACCACCAUUAAAUUCAGAAGAAACUGAUUUUGUCGAAAUUACAACACCAGUAGACAUAUAAAUUAAGAAUUAAAAUUAAAUUAAUAUAUUAUUGUAAAAUUAAUAAAAAUAAA